This is a messenger RNA of Leptopilina heterotoma, 1545 nucleotides long. RefSeq names its product RING finger protein 11 (gene Rnf11). The record is from RefSeq and is a predicted model, not a curated record. Bases 635 to 1198 code for a protein of 187 amino acids. The transcript has 2 exons. NCBI's taxonomy places the organism in Eukaryota, Metazoa, Arthropoda, Insecta, Hymenoptera, Figitidae.
CAUGGUGAAAUAAAAAUAAAUUUUGCGUUUAAGUAUCACUUCACCUUCAUACUGCUUCUGAGACCAAUUAAUCUGACAGAUAGGAAUAUAAAUCCAGUUUUUAUACAUAAUGUAAUUGACAGUUUGCCUUGUUUUUAAUUGGUGCAUUAAUAAAAAUGUUUGACAGUGUCAGUGGUGCAAUUAAUAAAACUAAAAUCCAAACAUCAGUGUGAUCAAGUGAUCCACUGGUGUAAGUUUAAAGGGACAAUACAUCGUUUGUAUCGUCUCGAAAAUUUUAACAAUUGAAAUAAAGGAAUCUACAUAUUUGAUUUUACAUAUGCAUUAUGUAUUGAGAUGCAAUAUAAUCUAUUAACGUGCAAUCUCUUAUAGUUUAUCGAUAUUAGAUUGUAAUAGUAAAAUUUGACUUGUAACAAAAGUCAUAUAUAUAUAAUCAAAUUGACAGUAGUGUGUACGUGAUUACAAAGAUGUCCUGAUCAUAACAAUACAAUACACAAUUUUGUAUAUUUUAAAAAAGAGAAACAAAGAAUUACCGAAAAAAUUGCUGUGAAAGUUCGAGGAGAACAAAGAUGAUAAUGCAUAAUGAUAGAAAAGACUGAACGAAUUGUUAUAAUUACAAAUAGAUGAAUUUAUUUUAAUGUGCAUUAAGUUUCGUGUACGUGACGUGAAACUUGAAAUUGUAAACAUGGGAAAUUGCCUAAAGCGAGCUACAGGUCAACAAGAUAGCACGACAUUGUUAACCAGCAGUUCUGACCCAGUAAUGUCUGGUGCUGCUUCCCAGGAUACAUUUGGUUCAUCUUCUUUACCCUACAGUGCUGGAAAUUAUUAUCCACCGAUAACAACACGGGAACGUCAUUUUCAAUCAACAGAAUUGGGUAUCAGUCGAAAUAUUGGAAUUGGAGUUGUUUUAGGUGGCGGAGGAUCUGGCAUAUUAAGUGAGGAUGAACAACAAGUACGAAUAGCCAAACGUAUAGGAUUAAUUCAACAUUUACCAAUACGAGAAUAUGAUGGCACCAAAAAAGGAGAAUGUGUUAUAUGUAUGAUGGAGUUGCAAAUUGGUGAAGAAGUACGUUAUCUACCGUGUAUGCACACUUAUCACGCGGUUUGUAUCGACGACUGGCUUUUGCGUUCAUUAACAUGUCCAUCAUGCUUGGAACCUGUUGACGCUGCAUUAAUUAAUUCUUACCAUCCAACCACUUAAAUUAUAUCGUCAAAUGAAUUUUAAAAACGAAGAUAACUCGGAGAUAGUUCAUAUUAUUGAUAUAGUGUCAUAUAUAUAAGGAUUAUAAUUUGAUACUACACACCAUCACAAACACACACACACGCAUACACAUGUAGACUGGGUAAUUUUUUUUUUAUUGUAAGUUGAUCUUUAUUUUCUAAUAUGUAAAUAAUCGAUCUCUGUCUCUUUUAUGUGAUUUGAAACGGAUAUUUUCAAAAAAAAAAUUUGAUUUUAAUUUUAGACGAAAUUCAAACUUUAUAGAUUGUAAAUUAUAUUUGAAUUCUAAAUUAAUUAAAAUUAAUUAAUUUCAAUUCUAACAACUUAAA